CUCAUGACAACCGCUGCAGUACAAGCGGUACAAGCACGCUGCGCUCGGUCGGCGCUGCGUCUGUACCACCUAAUUGCGCCCAAAAUUUUCCAAUGCCGACUUUAACUAAACAAAACUAUACUGUAGUAUAGCUUUGUGAGUUGUAGUCGGCCUCGCGUAGUUCUGUAUUUCCUGAUAUUAUAAAUUAGUGACUCAAAAUUCCAGAAGACUGCAAUGGCGCCACAAAAAGGAAAGCAAGGAACUAAAGGACAAAAGCAGAUAGUAGAAGAGAAUAAGCAAACCAUAAAGUUCUACAGCAUUAUGGCAAUUGCAGCAUUAAUUGUCCAUUUCAUCGCACACAUGAUGUUGUGGAGGGAUUCUAUUACAUUGUCUCACACGCUGCUGUUCCUCUUCUCUGUUCUUGUCUACGGUGGAUGCAUCCAAACAAUGCGGUACAUGGCUCGGGCAUCUUAUUCAGAAACUGGCCAACUCUUGGAUGGUGGCUUGGACCUCAACAUGGCACAGGCUGGCAUGGGCGAGCAUCUGAAAGACUUGAUCAUCUUGACUGCCUGCAUACAAACACUUUCACUUGCGUCAACAUACGUCUGGUAUUUAUGGCUUGUGGCUCCUGCAUAUGCAUUCUACUUACUCUGGGUGAAUGUCUUGGCACCGUGGGUCUUUCAGCCAGCCCCUCCAGAGGUGGACGACAAAAAGCAGAAGAAAUUGGAGCGCAAGGGCAGACGUCAUUGAGGCUCUUGUCACACGCACAUCAUUAUAAGUGUUUGUUCAAAAUAGAUCGAUGGUUGCAUAUAAUUUCAUUGAUUGGCAAUUAUGAAAGGUAAAUUUAAGUCUUUGCCACUUAUGCACCUCAAAACUUCUUUUUUUCAAAUCUCAAGAAUAAACGUUUGAAGUGAAAUGAA
Rhipicephalus microplus (southern cattle tick) is the source of this 899-nucleotide messenger RNA. Its product is annotated as transmembrane protein 208. Gene Ontology annotation, biological process: vacuolar protein processing. Lineage: Eukaryota; Metazoa; Arthropoda; Arachnida; Ixodida; Ixodidae. The record is from RefSeq and is a predicted model, not a curated record. Gene Ontology annotation, cellular component: intracellular membrane-bounded organelle.